ACAAGAAAAAAAUCAAUAUGGCGGCGUAUCGUACGACGUGAUCUGUCAGCUGUAAUAAUUUUACUUUCUUUGUGAUUAUUACGAUUAAUUUAAAGAUGUUACGUUAAGUUUUUGUACGCAAAAAUGGGUGCGAAAGACUCUAAACCAAGUUUCAUAUCGUACGAAGAUGCAGCCCGCCGAGUAUCCGAUAGUGAGCUCCGGCGUAUUCGGGAAGCGUUCAAGCGAUGUGCUAGUGGUAACGGAGCCACCCUGAGCCUAGAGGCGUUCGUGAACGAGGUGCUAUGCGGCGGGGUCCCUCAGGAGGUGGCGGAGUGGCUUUUCGCGGCCUGCGGGGGCACGCGCCGCGGCAUCGCCUUCCGCGAUCUGCUCUGCGGCAUCGUCGUGCUCACCAAGGGCAGCAUCGACGAGAAAAUCAAGUUCCUGUGGACGCUGUACGUGAAUAAUCAGCACGAGAAUGGCAUGUACAUAUACAAGUGGGACUUCGCCCGCACCCUGCAUCUGGAGAACAGUUCACUGCCAAUUACAAACGCCCCAAAGACUGCUGAGAUUCUCACAGGGUUGUUUGGUGCUGGAGACAAAGUGACGUAUGAGCAGUUCCGGUCAUGGCUGCUGAUGCACCGGGAUGCCACCGUGCUGUCCAAGUGGCUGCUGUCGGACCGCAACUACAGCUCUGCACAAGAUCUGGAGACCCCCACCUUCUACCAAAGCCUUGCUGGAGUCACUCACCUAGAGGAAAGGGACAUAAUCGAGCUAGAGAAAUGCUUCUGGUCGCUCCGCAACGCGGCUCCGACGGGGCAGCUGGACGCGGCGUCGCUGUCCCCGCUGCUGUCGCCGCCGCUGCCCGCCGCCGCCGUGCCCGGCUUGUUCCUCGCCUUCGACGAGAACCGGGACGGACAUGUGGACUUUAAGGAGCUUUGUUGUGGGCUGAGUGCCGCUUGCAGGGGGCCUAAGACUGAGCGGCUCAAGUUCUGCUUCAAGAUCUUCGACCGGGACCGGGACGGCGUGCUCAACCGGCAGGAGCUGGCGGACAUGGUGGGGGUGCUGUGCCUCGUGGCCAACGAGGCACAACGCGACCAGAGCCGCGCCUCCACGCCCGACAGCCGGGACUCGCCGGAGAAACUGUUUGAUCCUGAUGUCACGAUUGCCCACCUGAAGGAGAAGCUAGUCCACGCGCCGAGGCACCACAAGCCGGUGUUCCAACUAGGACCGACGCUCGAAGACAGCAUCGAAGUGGACAAAGUGACAGUGGACAGUGACAGUGUAAUCGAAGUGCCAGUGGAAAGUGACAGUGAAGUGUUUGGUGCGGUGUUAGCUCUGGAGGACUUCCUGAUCUGGAGCGUGGAGUCGGCGGAGGAGCUGCUGGGCCCGUUCCUGGAGGUGCUGGUGGGCGUGUGCCACGUGGUGCUGGGCCUGCGCCCGCAGUGCCGACACCAGGAGAGGGAUAUCGUGCUAGGCUGGCUCCGUCGCUCCCUAGCGCGCGGCAUGGCGGUGGGCCAGUUCUGGUACCUGGUGUGCGCGCAGUGGUGGGCCGCGUGGGGCGCCCACACCGCCGCGCCCGACGCCUGCUGCCCCGCCGGCGACCCGCCCGUGGACGACAGCUUCACUACCAACUCUACUGAGUCGAUGGGCUCGCUGCUGUACCGCUGCGACAGCGCCUCUCUCGACAGCAGCAGCAGCGGCGUGAGCAGCGCGGGCGGCGCGCGCGCCCCCCCGCCCAUAGACAACGCGAGGCUGCUGGCGCCCUCUACCUGCAAGGUCCGCACGCUGACGGGCGAGGGCGGGCACCUGCGUCGUGACGUCACACUCUGCCAGGGCCGGGACUUCGAGCUGCUGCCCGACGCACUGUGGCGCGCGCUGGCCUUGUGGUACGGGGGCGGGCAGCCGCUGCCGAGACAGGUGAUCAGACCGCCGAACUCUGACGUGGAGCUAGAGCUGUAUCCGCUGCAGCUGAAGAUCCUGCGACACGUGCAAAGUCCGCAGACAAUGAACAACAGCGUAGUGGGCGUGGGAGGAGCGGCGCUGUACAGCUCGGUCCCGCUCGCGCCCGCGCCGCCGCAGCGCCAGCUCGCCUACACCGCCGCCUUCUCGCGCCUCGCCACCGUCGGACAGGUGUGCGAGUUCCUCUGCACCACCCUCCACUUAGCCCGCGAGGACAUGCGGCUGUGGCUGGUAUCGCCCUCGCAGUCCGUGCUGCUGGACGACGACCUCACCACGCUGCAGCAGCUCACCGCGCUGCAGGAGCAGCCCGCGGGCAGCACCGUGCUGCUCGAGCAGCGCGCCGCCGACCGCGCCUGGCCCGAGGAGACCGGCCUCGUCAGCAUGAACCCGAGCGGCGCGGGCGGCGCGCGGCGCGGCACGUGGAUGGCGCCCGACCUGCCCGGCGCCACCGGCCUGCACAACCUGGGCAACACGUGCUACAUGAACGCAGCGCUGCAGUCCGUAUGGAACACGGGCCCCCUCACCCGCUACUUCAACUCGGGCAUGCACCUGUACGAGGUGAACCCGCGCAACCCGCUCGGCACCCGCGGCGCGUUGGCGCUGCGCUACGGGGAGCUGUGCAAGCAGGUGUGGUCCUGCCGCUCGCGCUCCAUCGCCCCACUGCGCGUGCGCGGCGCCGUGUCCCGCUGGGCGCGCGGGCUGGCGGGCGGCGGCCAGCACGACGCGCAGGAGCUGCUGGCCUGGCUGCUGGAUCAGCUGCAUGAGGAUCUGAACAGGGCAGCACCGGCUACUGGCAUGGGAGGGGGAGGGCAGGAGCCGGCAGAGAAGAAAGACCAGAUAGCGGCCACGACGGCGUGGGAGCAGCACACGGCGCGGAACAAGUCCAUCGUCACUGAGCUCUUCUACGGACAACUCAAGUCCAAGGUGCGCUGCGACACGUGUGGCCACGAGUCGGUGCGCUUCGACGCGUUCAAUAUGCUCAGUCUACCGCUGCCGCUCGAGAGCGCGCUGCAUGUCACUGUCAUAGUGAUCCUGCUGGACGGGUCAGUGCCGGUGCAGUACGGGGUGCGCGUGGCCGCGGAGGGCACCGUGCUAGACCUCAAGCGGAGCGUGGCGGAGCGGAGCGGACUGCCGCCCGACAAGAUGCUGGUGGUGGAGAGCGCGAGCGCGACGCUGGGCCGUGCCUUAGACGACAGCACGCGGCUGCGCCAGCGCGCCUACACCCUGUACGAGGUGCCGGCCAGCACCGACGCAGUGGAAGACACCUCUCUCCUGGACCUGUAUGAACCGGCGCCGCCCGCGGCCGAGGUGAGUGCGCCGCGCUCCGCGCUGUGCAUGCCCGCGCUCUUCUGCUUCAAGCGUUCCCGCUCAGAGAUCCUAAUGUCCCAGAGCCCGCCCGGCUUCUACGAGCCACGCCCCUCGCACACCACAGCCAAUGACGUGCGUUGCAACACCCUGCCCGAGCCACGCCCCUCGCAAACAUUAACCAAUGACGUGCGCUGUAACACGCUACCCAAGAACCUACGCCCAGGCGGCAACUGCUCGCCGACUCUGAGCGUUAAGUCGCUGAACUUACGGCCCAACUCGCCUCGCCUCGGCAAGGCCAAGUUCGGGUCGUCUCCCUCUAACAUGCACCAACUGAAUGAGACGAAGAGAGAGGUGCCGGUCGGGGAGAUACAUUACUUGGUCGCUGUGCAUCGCAAACAAUGUCGCCUAGACUCGUACUUCCUGCCGUCCCAGCGCUGCCGGCCGGCUCUAUUCGGCGCGCCCCUGCUGGUGCCGGUGGGAGCGGGGGGCGCGGGGGGCGGGGGGCGCGCGCUGUACGCCGCCGUGUGGGCGCAGGUGCGGCGGCUGCUGUCCCCCCGCCCGCCCCGGGCGGAUACCAGCAACCAUGCUGCUGAUUGCGACGACAGCCUCGGCUACGAGUACCCGUUCACGCUGCGUCUGGUGGACCGCGGCGGCAUGUGGUGCGGCCGCUGCCCCUGGAGCCGCCUGUGCCGCGGCUGCCCCAUCGCCAGCCACCCGCCAGCAGGCACGCCCCUGAGUGAGAAGCGCGUGAGUUCGACGGCGAGCGUGGAGUCGGACACGGACUCGGGCCUGCCCGACAAGCACAGCCGCCAGUACAGCUCGGACGGUUGCUCCCCCUGCGCCAGCGCCAUCUCCUCCUUAGACCUGGGGCUGCUGCAGGCGCUGCGGCGCCGCGGCCGCGAGCCCGCGCUGGCCGUGGACUGGGACCCCACCGCGCUGCAUCUGCGCUACCAGACCACACGGGAGAAGGCGUACAUAGAGCACUCGUCGGUGCGCUCGGUGGCGGCGGAGGCGGCGCGGCCCAUCGACCUGGACCACUGCCUGUCCGCCUUCACCGCGGAGGAGCGGCUGGAGCAGCCCUACCACUGUGAUGGGUGUCGGAGCGCCCAGCCGGCGACGAAGAAGCUGCAGAUAUGGCGGUUGCCGCCUAUAUUGAUAGUCCACCUGAAGCGUUUCCAAUACGUCAACAACAAAUGGAUCAAAUCCCAAAAGGUAGUCAACUUCCCGUUCGAAGACUUCGACCCGACGGCCUACCUCGCCUCCGUGCCUCAAGAGACCAUCCUCAGACACAAGGAGCUGCUGAAACGAACCUCAACUUUCCACGAGGACCCCAUCAGCGAGAGCGAGACAGACGACGAGGCAGAGCGAGACGGUGACAAGCAAGACGUCAAAGACAACCACGUCAAGCCGAGAGAAAAGAGACAGCGCGAUCCGAUGGAGACACGAGCGAGGAAGAGGCUAGAGUCGAGCAGCCUCGUGACCACGCCCGUGAUGGACGACAACCUCAUCGACUACCACCAACACCAUCUGCUGAAGGGACAGGAUGCCUUCGACCUCAAGUAUAGGCUGUAUGCUGUUGUGUCGCACUCAGGCCAGCUAUCAGGCGGGCACUACGUGGCGUACGCGCGCAACCCGUCCGGCGCGUGGCUCUGCUACAACGACUCGUCGUGCCGGGAGCUGCCCGCGCCGCACAUCGACCCUGCCACCGCUUAUCUGCUGUUUUACGAGCGCCAGGGCCUGGACCCUGAUAGGUACCUGCCUGAUGUGACCGGGAAACAGCCUGUGAGUGACCCAGAGUUGCUGGAUCCGGAGGAUAGCGAUUUGAAGAAAAUGUGCAGUGUCAUGUGACUUGGCCAGUAACUAGGCCAGUGGUGGACCAGGCCUAAAGACCCGUGCCCUGGUAGUGGGGACUUAAUGGGUCGUGAUGAUGUGACUUGUGGGCAGGAGUAAGGACUAGUCUGUUUGUGAAGCUACAGGGUUAUGGUGAGUGGACAGAGAUAUUUUUGAGUUGUGAACAUUACGGGUUAGUUGGGUAUUGGUUGGUAGGUGAAGAAGGUAUUGCUUGUGAUAUUGGCAACUGAACAAAUUACGACUGGAUAGUGAUAUAUAAAUAUUUUUGUAAAUGGUUUAAAAGUAAUGCGAUGAAGCAAGGCUGAUAAAGACGUUUGCAGAGUGAGUCACAAUAGGAUACCAGUGUGUAGAUAAACAGUAAAAAUUUCACUUUAUAUAGAGUGAAAGAAUUGCCUGUCUUUUUCAAAUGAUUGGAGAAAUUGGUAGGUACAAAGAUAUUUUGUAUCUAAGGACAUUAUGAGGCCUAUACGAAUAGAUACGGUCAAAAGGAUCCCAUAUCUUUUAACUCUCAAUACUUACCAAAUAAUUUGCAUUCAGUGUCCAAUUUUUAUGACAUUCCCAAAUACUGUAAUUUAAAUUAUUGUUGAAAAGCUUGAAGUCAUGAAUAAAAUGCCUAAAGAGGGUUUUUGUUAGAAAUUGUUGCUUUAAUUGUUAUAGUAGUGUAAUAUUGCAUUCCUUUGUUAAAGGCUUUUAAAAGUGAGACAGUAUAAUAUGUAAAUAUAAAUAGAAUUUGCAGUAAGUGUAUAUUAUAGCUCAUAUUACUUAAUAUACAGUAUAUUUCUGUACUGCCAUGUUGUUGAUAAAUGGGUUACAAAAUUUUGAGUGAUAUUAUUCUUGACAAAGGCGUACUUAAUAUUCAGUGCGUUUUUUUUACAAUCAAGACAUUUAUAUUUUAUUUUCAAGCCAAACUCAAUUUUAUUUCGGUGACACUAAAUUAUAAUUUAUCUUCUGUUAUUGGGUUUAAAAUGGCACCCUUACUUUUUAAGUACAAAUUGUACUCUAAACAAAUCAUUGGAAUCAUUAGUGCCUUUUAAAUUUUUGAACACAAAAAGGACAGUAACUACCAUUAUACACACAAACUGAAUUUCGAAUGAUGAUGAAAUUGAAUUGCCAGUAAAGGCCUAAGUAUAAUUUUUGGUGAACACUGCUGCACUAGAUGCACUGGCUGCUUAUCUACUUGAAGAAGCAAAUGAGUGUUAAGUAAUAGCACCAAAAGUAGUAUAGUAUAUUUAUUUAACAAACGAGUACUGAUUAUGUAUGUCUUUAGCACAUUUCCGAUAGUGACAGAGUGAGAUGGGUAAUUGUAAGGGCGGGGCUAACGCUUUUGUUCUUUUGUUCGGACCAAUAACAACGCAGUAAAAAACAUUUCAGUACUCGUUUGUUAAAAUAAAUAGACCAUAGUAACAUUUAUUUUAUAUUAAAGAAUAAUAAGAUAUAACUAUUGUAAUGGAGACUGACGUGAAGUAUGAUACUUGAUGUGAUGUGCUAUAAAAAUUUUACUCAUGAUCUUUUAUUAUUAUAUUUAAUAAAUAGUUAAUAUAUUCAGCAUAUAGGUAACAUAAUUUUAUAGUACGAGUAGUUAAUUUAAUCAUUAAAAUCUUAUUGUUUCUGUUUCAUAUUCAUUCUGUUAACUCUCGUAUUCAUACAUAAAAUAUAUCAGAAAGAUCAAAAAGUCAUACUACUUUAAAGUUUUUUCAUUUGUAAACUUGCACACGACUAUAAGUUUUAUGAAUAAGAUUUUUUUUUAAUAUAAAACAUUUUAGUAAGUAGGUACUUUUAAAAUUUUACGUUAUUGGACAAAGCGGGCUUUAUUUUCUGAAUGGGCUCAAAUUUAUUGUUAGAAUAAUAAUCACAGCUUUAGUAAAAAUUGUGUAGUGUGAAUAAGUAUUUCUGUUGAUGAUGAUGAAAAAAACACUAUCGAUUUUAUUUCACACACGAUUUAUGAUUGUUCAAUUUAGUGAACGCCAGGAGAAGAAUAGCGUAACUAAAUUUACUUUGAAUUAAAUUCUUACUUCAGAUGGAAUCGAAUCAUAAUAUUUUGUAUGAUAUCUUUACUGAUUUACUUACAUACAAGGCAACUGUGAAAGUGUGUAAGUUUCACAUAAGUAAUAUAUUCAUAGAUAUUAUUUCUGCCAGGUUCUAUAUGGAGGCAGCGCUUUCCCAAUGCUGUAGCCACAGUGUAUAUUUUCUAUUAUUUUGUAUAUAGGUACCUAUUAUAUUUUGUAUCAUGUUGUACGUACGUUGAUUAGUGUCGUCUAGCUAUACAGGCUGCGUGUGCCAUGAACAUUGUUUCUCGUCAAACUAUUCCAUGCCAAAGCUAAAGUUGAUUAUUGGUUAAUAAUGUUGAAAAUUUAUUUUUGGUCACAGUUUUGCACGGAACACACCUAUCUACUAUAUUUCUAGAAUGUAGAAUAAAAUCUAUAAAGUUGAUCUUUAGUUACUUUAUUUAAAUAAUGUGUUAAAUGCUAUUCUGACUUGUAUAAUGAAUAGCUGCUGUAUGUAUAUUGAAGUAUUCGUGCAAUUAAUUAUAUAUGAUUUAAUUGUUACUCUUUCAUGUAUUUAUUUAAUUCUUACAAUAAAUUAUACUUACUGGUCUCUUGUUAUAUUCGUAUACGUAUAAAAUAAAAUACAUGUGCAAAAAAUCCAG
This is a messenger RNA of Plutella xylostella (diamondback moth), 7744 nucleotides long. Lineage: Eukaryota; Metazoa; Arthropoda; Insecta; Lepidoptera; Plutellidae. The record is from RefSeq and is a predicted model, not a curated record.